CAAACACCAGCUGUAUCUGCUGAUAGAGUCUUUACAAGCGGAGUCUGUCUUCAUCUGUUAGAGCUUACAGCCAGUGUCAUGGCUAAUAAGCGCCCACUGCUUCUGAAUAUUGAUCUCUCACUGUGAUGAAUUAGUGCAGAUUGAUGCCGCGGAGCUUCGAGGAAAUAACAGUCAUGUGGUGAGAUUUGUGCGUCAUUGGGGACCCCGGCGGUGGCCGCAGUGUGUACUGUUUCUUCGUCGUGUCUCAGACCAGAGUGAGGGGGUCAGUAAGUGCACACACCGAUCACCGAUCAGCGCGUUAAUUGAAUCCAUCAAUCGACCAAUCCGUCGCGACCGGUGCGCCUCAACCCGGAUGACCUCCGGAGUGACGGAGAGAGUGCGGAGGGAGCAGCGCCGGAGGAGAUGCGCAUAUCUGCAGGUACACUAGCGCUGUCGUAAAACGGGAGUCGGGAGCAAGUCAGCAAUCAUUAAAGCGAUGCCAGGGGUAACCAAGUACAAUUUAGUGGAUGACGCGCACGAUUUGAGGCUCCCCAUGCACAACGACGAGGUGUUUAAGCAUGGGGUCUGCUUUGAGGCAAAGUACAUUGGCAGUUUGGAGGUGGGUCGCCCCGGCAGCCGGAUGGAGAUAGUCGCUGCUAUGAGAAGAAUCCGAUAUGAAUUCAAACUGAAGAAUAUAAAGAAAAAGAAGGUCAACAUUGUUAUAUCCACUGAUUUUGUCAAAGUGAUUUUGCUCAAAAGGAGGAAGAGAAAAGGGUGGUCAUGGGAUGAGAAUACGAUCUUGGUGACGCAGGAUCCCAUCUACAGGAUUUUCUAUGUCUCACAUGAUGCCCAAGACUUGAAGAUCUUCAGUUAUAUAGCGAGAGAUGGCCAGAGCAACAUUUUCCGCUGCAAUGUGUUCAAGUCGAAGAGGAAAUCUCAGGCCAUGAGGAUCGUGCGGACAGUGGGUCAGGCGUUCGAUGUGUGUCACCAGCUGACCCUGCAGCAGAAAAGCGAUGAUCAGGAGGAUGAGGAGGGGAAGGCAGAGGAAUCAGAGGCAGUGCCAGCAAAGAAGAGGUUUGCAUUGUCAGAGGAGACCGAGCUUGAAGCCACUACAGAGGAGAGCAUUGAGUGUGUCUCCUCAUCAGACCUGGAGAAGAGUAAAAAGGACGAGGCCCUCGGUAACAAUGACAAGGUGUCUGAUGACCCAUCUCUCCUGCUGGGCUCCCCAAUCCUUGGAGCCUCUGUGUCGGGUCAGUCGGCAAAAGAGGCUCCCUGCUCUACAGAGCACCAGGUCCAGCUCCUCCAGAAACAACUGCAGCAGCAGGAACAGCAAGCACUGGCAGCUUCAGAGCAGGUCCAUGUACUUCAGGAGCAGCUGUCGGUGGAGGUGUGUGCGCGGACUGAAACCCAGGCCAGAGUGCAGAGGCUGCUGCAGCAGAACACCGACCUGCUGCAACACAUUUCCCUGCUGGUCAAACAGAUCCAGGAACUGGAGCUCAAAUCUGCUGGCCACUUAACAUCUAUGGGAUCCCAGGACAGUCUUCUAGAAAUCACUUUCCGCGCCAAGCCCCCCAGCUCUUCUUCAUCUAUGGGUCCCUUUGCAGCUCAAUCCCAGAUCCAGAUUAGUGACAGUGCCUGUGUCUCCGCCGUCCCCGGGCCCUGCUCUCCAGGCACCGACACCAGCCAUCUUGGGCUCAGCGGCAGUGGAGUUCGUCUAGAGUGCUUCCGCUUCACCUCCCGCGGGCCGGACAGCCAGGAGCAGAGCCAGGACACAGGGGAGACUCCCAGCGACGGAGCCCUGGAUGAAAGCUCGCUGCUGGGGGAGCAGGUCCUGGGAGCCCUGGAGCUGCUGCGGUUUAGGGAGUCAGGGAUCGGGUCGGAGUAUGAAUCAAACACAGAUGAGAGCGAUGACCGGGACAGCUGGGGGCAGGGGGAGGGAGUGGGGUCUGACGGUGCCGCUCGACUCUUUAACGUGCUGAACGCAGAGAGUCUGCCGGACUGCUUAGGGGAUGAGAUGGCUGUGUAGUGGUGCUCUUAAAGCUGCUCAAGGCAACAUUGCACGUAUACACCACCCCAAUGAGAAACAGCUGAAAUUCUGAAUCUGAAGGACUUCAUAACAAUAUAAUACAUCAGUAAACUGCAUUGUCGACAGAGCGUUCACGCACCACUGUUCUGUUUUGGUUUGCUACUUCCUGUGCACUGAGAAAAUGUCCCAAUUGUAUGAGUGGUGCAAGAUUUAUUUAUAGAAACAGAGAUGCAGAAAGUAUAAUCAAUUGAUGGAUUUGUUCUUAAUGUUUAAUUCAACUCCAUUGUAGCUCCAAAACAAGGUACAACAGGUGUGUUUAUAGUUUGGAAUUUGGCACAGUGCAGACUUAUUCAAACUUUGGACUGUCAGAUAGUAUAAACACUGUUGUGUUUCAGGCUCCAUCUCUGCUGUCUGUUAGUAUGUGUGUGUGUGUGUGUGUGUGUGUGUGUGUGUGUGUGUGUGUGUGUGUGUGUGUGUGUGUGUGUGUGUGUGUGUGUGUGUUACAUACUGUGUGCGUGUCAGUUUGAUGGUUGCUGUACCUUACAUCCUUUUGGUUCCCUGACUCUCUGGACUUGUUACACUGUGGUUGUGUCUGUGUUUAUGGAGUUGUGACACAUCCGGCGUGGACGUGGUCAUUUUCUUUGCUGUUUCCCAGUGAAGAUCUGUAGAGAAAAGACCCAUUUGUCAAGUCUGUCUGAAUAUGCUAAUGCAUUUUUUGGAGUGUGAAAAUUAAAACCUUACUGUGCUUGCUAUGACAUAAAUCUGUAAUUACACAUGGGUUUAAAAAAUGAGCAUGCAUCUUUCAUGGUCUGAUUUAUUUCACAGUUUUCUAUUCAUACUAAUCUUCAUCCUAUUUUAUAUUAUUGAAGAACACUUUCUGAUUAGGUGAUGCUGUGUCUCAGAGGAAAACAUCGCACUGCUACAACCUUGUCUCUGCUGCUUAAAAAUGCAACCACAAAGUACUUUGAGUAUUAUUUGUUAAUGCCGUACUGCAGUAACCAUAAACUGCUGCGUCACUGUUGUUCCACCCUUCAGAUGAAUUCCUUGGAAAGUCUGGAACUAUCAUAAAUAAAGUUACUAGCACAGCACUCCAAUUUAAUAUUUUUAUUGCCACACAACGGACGUUUCGGGCAGCGCCCUUCCUCAGCGUGUGCAUGCAAUUACAAAAACCUGAAGACCAAAGUCCUGUACUACCAAUUCAGAUAUGGAUGGAGGCGUAUAAGACUCCUGGACACGUUCAUAUUCUUCUGGCUAACUGUAACACUGGCUCCACCUCGCUGACUGUGAGCCAGAUCUCUGAAUCACUGAAUUGGGGACGUGUGAGCUCUUUCCAAAUUCGAUUAAUCUCUUCCUGGCCCCAUCUCUCUCCCUCACCCACCUUCCUCCCCUAUUUUCCUUGAAGCUUGUCACCUCUUCCCCACUAUCCAGCACUCACAAUCUAUCUGCUGUAUCCAGAUUUCUCUGUAUAUCUCUGUCAUUUCUCUCCAAGGUGUAGUGAAGUGUACUAAACAUUAUAUACUAAACAAAAUGCACUUGUGGAAUUACAUGCUCUAUUCUCAAAUGCUGUCUGGUGUCAUGGUAAAUGUUCAGCGUAAGUUACUAAUUGCUGAAAUACAUCAAUGGGUGAAAUAACCAGAAAUAUGUCUCUGACGUAAUGAUAAGCAGCACCAGUUCCUGGGCUGACCUUUUCAAAAUGUUUUCCUCAUUAGUAUUUAUAACUGGUUGA
This is a messenger RNA of Sander lucioperca (pikeperch), 3731 nucleotides long. RefSeq names its product carboxyl-terminal PDZ ligand of neuronal nitric oxide synthase protein-like. Gene Ontology annotation, molecular function: nitric-oxide synthase binding. Bases 476 to 2005 code for a protein of 509 amino acids. Lineage: Eukaryota; Metazoa; Chordata; Actinopteri; Perciformes; Percidae. The record is from RefSeq and is a predicted model, not a curated record. The transcript has 10 exons.